AAAUUUUUGCUUGUUUUUCUUGCAGAAUACAGCAGCUAUUUGAAGAAAUUUUGGGUAACAGCAGGCAACUGAAAUGGUUGUCAUGUGGGUUUAUGUUACAAAUUGUAACACCCACAUCAUUGUCAUCUCUCUCAAAUCCCAUUGCCAGCACCAUGGAGCACCUGAGCUUACUGGAUAACCACAUUCCUGGUAAUACCACUCUUAUCACAGCAAUUGAAAUGGAGCGCUUUAUCAAUCUACGCUCGCUUGCCUUGGAUUUCUGUGAUUUUACAGGAGAAAUGGCGAGAGUUUUGGCUGACAAUAACCAUGUGCCUUUGCAUCGACUAUCUCUUCUGGUCCACAAUAUUUCUGUAAUGCACAAGUCCUUGGAGAACAUGCCAGAAGAUGAAGAUUGGAAGGCCCUGACACGCAACAGCACUAAUCUUCGGGUCUAUAUAAUAGCUUUUGAUAUCAAGAGUGAUGACAUGUUAAGGAUUCUUAAACCUAGUAUCCCACUGGAAAGGAUUCAUUUUGACAGCUACAUCACUUGCGUUUCAGGAGCUGUUGUUGAUCUCAUAUCUAGGCAGUAUGAUAAGUUCCUCACUCACUUCAUAUUAAUGAAUGAUGUGAUAGAUAUGUCUGGCUUCCCAGAUCUCAGCGACAACCGGACUGAAGAUCCAUUGGUUUUAUUGGCGUGGAGGUGCACAAGGCUAUCUCUUCUGGCAGUGCAUGGUUAUACUGUUUGGGCUCACAACCUGAUUGCCAUUGCUCGUCUUCGUGGCUCUGAUUUGAAAGUGCUUGAAGUCACAGAAGAAAGCAUUGAUUUUGACAAUGGUGAACUGGCUGAUCAGGAUGUAGAUCCAGUGCAUAAUCUCAUUGAGCAGGUAUCCCUUGGAUUGGGUCGACCCUGGCAUGCAGUCAUGGACAUAGAAUUACUCAGUGUGUUUACUGAGCCAACUCGUCAUUUUUACAGAGAAAUGCAAAGCUUCAGUGAAGGCAUUUAGUUCUCUUUAUUUACAGUUCCUGUGGUUACAUAUGCAAGUAGGGUCCUAUUAUGUUUUUCAGUAGUGUGAAUUAACCCCUCUUGUGCUGUGUUUAAUCAGUAUUAGCUAUAUAGGAUUAUAUAUGUAUAUUCUACUUCUUGCUCAAAGAACGUAGUCGGGUAUUGUUUAGAAGCUGAAAGUGGCAACGUAUAGGGCUUUCACGGUUAAUGGACUUGUCUACAAAAACAAAACAAAACUCAGAUGAGGCUGAAGGUUAUGGUGAGAUUGCCAGCUAACUUUCUUUUUGUACCGAGUAACUCUGCAACUUCACUGAUUUUACUAUUGUCGGAGUUUUUUGUGCUCAGAAGCCAAAAAUCUUUUUACUAUCCAUAGCCCAGUGAAUGUGGUCAUUGUCAUGUAAAUUGGUAGCAUGCUACUUAAGCUUUUUUUUUUCUUUAAAUCAAGACUAUCAAUACCAUUUGCUGUAAACCUUUGCUUUGAUUUCACAUACAAUAUCUGAAGCAUGGAUUACUGCCAUUCUGCAAUCUCCUCCUUAAAUAUGAACAAUAGUUUCUUGCACUGUGUAGCUUAUUCAGAAGUUUAUCUGACUCUGAAGGCUAUAAGCUGUAGUUUCACUGUAAAUUAAUUAUAGCUUCUUUUUCUCGUGGUCUGUCAGCUUCUCUGUCCAAGUUAGCUUCAGGCCCAGGUUUGAAAAGAAAUGUUAAGAUUAUACACUCCAAUGGGGUAAAACCCUAACAAUUUAGAUAUAAAUUUAUAAGUCUACUUUGCUUGCAAACAAACAUUAGUCGUGAAAUCCCUAGCAACUAAGUCACUGGAUUCUCUCUGUCAGCGCCUGUGUCAGCUGCCAAAGAAUAGAUUAAAAUGAAGAAGUGCCCACAUGCUGGCAGGGGCAGGCCAGUUUUUGGCCAGCCAGGUACUGCUAGAUUGUAAUAUAUAAGGUCGAAUUUCGACCUGUGGUACACAGCUGUGCUGUGGCUCAGUCAGCAACCUCAGAACUCUUAAACAUGCACCUGUUUCACUGUGAAUAGUGAAUGUAAAGGAAGGAAAAGAAACCGAUACAAACCUUGUUCUAUCACAGGUAUGAGCUGCUAUGAUGCAUGAAGAACAUUCCAUGAAGUAUGUUUUAAAAUCUUGUUAUAUCUGAGAGGCUUUAAAAGCCGAUUUAAACUGUUUCAGGGCAACCGCGGUACAGACGUGGUCUCUGUGAGACUUCCACCUGACCCAAGUUUUAAGUGGUACGAAUGUUGUGCAUUUAACGUUAAGGACAGUCUGCAAUAAUAAAGUAAGUGGCCAACGUGGGUGCCCAGCAGUGCUGAGACCUGGCUGCCAUAUUGUAAGCUUUGGAAAACACAAUUUAUGCAACAGAUGUCCAGAUAUGAUUCUAUUUAUGGAAAAGUUUAUAUGUGUUUUACAAAUGGUUUUACCAUCUUAUAUUAAAAUGACCUUUGACAGGUGUGCGCUGUUUUGUCUCCAGUGAGCACAUACCAUGCGGAUUUUAUAUGUACAUCAGUAGAGUGAAUCCACUGGCACAGUGUGUGUAUAUGCCAGAUGUGGUGAGAUUUUAUCUUAUAAAUGUGAUCAGAGUAAAGUAACUCCUGACAGAAAAUGUAAGGAAACCAGCUGAGUGUUUGACUUGAUGACUGAUGUUGUAUGGUUUAUGUUAAAUGUAUAUUCUUUUAAUCAAUGAAUAAAGCAUUAAAAGUCACUGUUGUUAAAUACUUUAUUAUAGCAGCAUGAUACAUUUACUGUUGCCUCUGUUGGAACUGUUCAUUUCCACUGAUUAAGUCCAGAAUCCUUUGCAUUCCAAAACAAGUCAGAUGGGAUAUUUGUUUAAGUAACAUUUUGUGAGCAUUUUAAGGAAAUAAGCUGAACAAAAGACCAGACUAACUAGCAUAACUCUGUAUGAAUACAGAAAGCCCAAUUCCAUUCUGUAGCAAAUGCUUGAAUGUAUUCUAAGAAACUGUGUAUCAUUAAUAUCAGCGUCCCGUUACUAAAUAGACUGCAAACAGUAUCCUACUUAUUAGACAAAUAACUCAUCUCUGUGAAGAAUCAUUUUUCACUUUGCUUAUUUUGCUUCUGUCUUCUUCACAUUAUUAUAGUUUGACCUAAGGAAAAAACCCAGUCAAAGUUAACUGCUUCUAUAUCUUGAUACAGCAAUCACUGAGUUAAGAAUGAGUUCCAUUCCUAACUUGAAUUUGUAUGUAAGUCGGAACUCAUACUUAU
Python bivittatus (Burmese python) is the source of this 3206-nucleotide messenger RNA. The record is from RefSeq and is a predicted model, not a curated record. Lineage: Eukaryota; Metazoa; Chordata; Lepidosauria; Squamata; Pythonidae.